Messenger RNA from Penicillium longicatenatum, 1455 nucleotides. Its product is annotated as proline dehydrogenase family protein. Gene Ontology annotation, cellular component: mitochondrion. The record is from RefSeq and is a predicted model, not a curated record. The transcript has 2 exons. Gene Ontology annotation, molecular function: proline dehydrogenase activity; FAD binding. The coding region runs from base 1 to 1455 and encodes 484 amino acids. NCBI's taxonomy places the organism in Eukaryota, Fungi, Ascomycota, Eurotiomycetes, Eurotiales, Aspergillaceae.
AUGUCAACCGUGACUCUGUGGUCUGUUGGAAAGUCUCCUGGUCCCCGUGCUAGCGAGUUACUUUUUGCACGAUGCAAUUUACGCCAACUAAACAUCGCAUUGUCACCUAAGCAGCAGCGAUUCUCAUCCACCUUGCAAAUUGCUGCGAAGAGCAGAACCCAUACCGCUGCCCCUCUGCCUCCCCUCUCGGCUCUGCCUACCAAAGUGCUUCUCCGAUCACUGCUGGUUUCUACUAUCUCCUCCAAGUCCCUUCUACUCGGGCCCUCUCUCUGGCUGAUGUCUAUUCUUUCUAAGCCUAACAGAGGCUGGCUCACCAAUGUGGACCGCAAUCCCAUUUUGCAUGGAAUUUUGAAAAAGACAUUCUAUGAACAGUUCUGUGCGGGCGAGACCGAUGCCGAGACAAGAGCUACAAUCCGUGAACUGAAGGAUAUGGGUUUCCGUGGUGUGAUUAUGACUUAUGCGAAAGAGACCGUUUUUGAUCACCGUACCAACACUCAGCAGGGGCUGGGUAUUGCCGCCCUGGAAGCGGAAAAGAACGAUGACCCCCUCCACCCAAAGGUUGCUCAUUGUGCGAACAUCGAAGCAUGGCACAAGGGAACCCUUGAGACAAUUAAUCAGCUCAGCGACGGUGAUUAUUUGGCUAUGAAAUUGACCGGAGCCGGGCCCGUCGUCACCGACGCCUUCUCCAAGGGCGAACUACCCCCCACCCAGAUGCUUGAAGCCCUAGAUGAGAUCUGCAGCCGAUGCAAAGACCGCAACGUUCGCAUUCUCGUCGAUGCUGAAUCCCAUCAUUUUCUAUCAGGAAUGCUCCGCGUCACUCUUGACCUGAUGCGAAAAUACAAUCACAACGGACACGCUUUAAUCUACUUCACAUACCAAACAUACCUCAAGAGCACCCCAGUCACAAUUGAAAAGCACCUCACAGCUGCACAACAAGAAGGAUUUACACUCGGAUUGAAGUUGGUCCGUGGUGCCUACAUCGCCUCCGACGAACGUUCCCUAAUACACGACACAAAACAAGACACCGAUGACGCCUACAAUGGAAUUGCCCAGGGAGUGCUGAAACAAAAAUUUGGAAAGUUCGGCGUUGAGACUCCCUUCCCAUCCGUGAACCUGUUCUUGGCCAGCCAUAACAAAGCGAGUGUCAUAGAUGCUCAUCAACUUCAUAAACAAUGCACAGCUGCAGGGCUACCUACAGUCCCUGUUGGAUUCGGUCAGCUACACGGAAUGUCGGACGAAGUCAGUUUCUCGCUGCUUCAGCUUAAGGGGGAUGAUGGCACGCCUGAGGUUUAUAAAAGCUCGACUUGGGGUACUAUGAGUGAAUGUCUUGCUUAUCUCCUUCGGAGGGCUAUCGAGAACCGGGAUGCGGUUAUGCGGACCAGUGAUGAGUAUAAUGCUUUGAAAGCGGAGUUUGGACGGAGGAUUCGUGCUGCGUUUUCCUUUACCUCUUCAUGA